AGGGGUCACGCGUUGUGGUGUCCGCUUCUGUGGUCGUCAUGGCUGCUUUUCUCGUGCUCAACACCGGCGCCAAGAUGCCCAUCGUGGGGCUGGGCACCUGGAAGUCCCCUCCGGGCAAAGUCGCCACGGCAGUGAAGGUGGCCAUCGAUUUGGGCUACCGGCACAUCGACUGCGCCCAUGUGUACCAGAAUGAGAGAGAGGUGGGGGAGGCCCUGCAGGAGAAGCUCCAGGCGGCCAAGGUGAAGCGCCAGGACCUCUUCAUCGUCAGCAAGCUCUGGUGUACCUACCACGACAAGAGCUUGGUGAGGGACGCCUGUAAGACGACCCUCAGUGACCUGAAGCUGGAGUACCUGGACCUGUACCUGAUCCACUGGCCCACCGGCUUCAAGGCGGGGAAAGAUCUUUUCCCAUUGGACGGCACAGGCAACGUGAUCCCCAGCGACACCGAUUUCGUGGACACGUGGACGGCCAUGGAGGCGCUGGUGGAUGAGGGGCUGGUGAGGGCAAUCGGGGUCUCCAACUUCAACCACUUCCAAAUCGAGAGACUCCUGGACAAGCCUGGCUUGAAACACAAGCCUGCGGUCAACCAGAUCGAGUGCCACCCGUACCUCACCCAGGAGAAGCUUGUCCAGUACUGCCGGACCAAGGGCAUCGUGGUGACUGCCUACAGCCCCCUGGGUUCCCCUGACCGGCCCUGGGCUAAGCCCGAGGACCCCUCCCUGCUGGAGGACCCCAGGAUCAAGGCGAUUGCAACCAAGCAUAAGAAGACCGCAGCGCAGGUUCUGAUCCGCUUCCUCAUGCAGAGGAACUUGGUCGUCAUCCCCAAGUCCGUGACCCCCGAGCGCAUUGCCGAGAACUUCCAGGUGUUUGACUUCGAGCUGGACAACGGGGACAUGAGCACCUUACUCAGCUACAAUAGGGACUGGAGGGUCUGCGCCCUGCUGAGCGGGGCCCAGCACAAGGAUUACCCCUUCAACGCCGAGUUCUAAAUCCACGGAACCUGCUCUCCCGAGAUCCUGGACCCCUCCUGCUCCCCUGCGCGUGUCACCUGCCAGGAGACUUGCCACCUGGCCCGUCCAGUAUGGGCGGGCGGGGCCUGAAGAGUCGGGCCUAGAUCAGAUGCCGCCCCCAGUUUCCUGGGCCCUUCCUGGCAAGCUGCAAAAGCAACCCCCUCUCUGACCCCCAGAGGCCAAGUCUGUGGUCAGCAUUGUGCCAUUCACAAUGGAAACCCUUUCAGCCACCAUCCUCCCGCUGUGAAUAAAGAGGGCUUCUGUGAA
This is a messenger RNA of Echinops telfairi (small Madagascar hedgehog), 1277 nucleotides long. RefSeq names its product aldo-keto reductase family 1 member B1. The transcript has 10 exons. Bases 39 to 989 code for a protein of 316 amino acids. Gene Ontology annotation, molecular function: aldose reductase (NADPH) activity. Lineage: Eukaryota; Metazoa; Chordata; Mammalia; Afrosoricida; Tenrecidae. The record is from RefSeq and is a predicted model, not a curated record. Gene Ontology annotation, cellular component: cytosol.